AUGGGUAUUACCGAUUUGGUCCGAGGCCGCAACGACGCUCGACUCGCGCAGAAUGUCGUCGGGUCUGACUUUCACGACCUCAAGUAUGAAGUCAAGGUGGAAUCGAAUGGGGAUGGGGUGGGAUUGGAGUCGAGCCAGCCGGGGAAUGAGAAUGAGAUUACGCAGGGUGCGCAUCUAGGUGUGCAGAAGGCAGAGGCGGCUGCGUUGGCGUGGACGAAAAAAACGGCCUAUAUAACAUAUGCUUUGAUCUGGUUGGGCUUUUUCAUGCUCGCCCUGCAGUCGUCGAUCAGCAGCAACGUCAUCCAUAAUGCGUAUGCCUCGUUCGAAGCCGCCCCCGAAGUCAGCACGGCGAAUAUCCUCUCCAGCGUGAUCAGCGGCAUCGUCAAGCUCCCUGCCGCCCGCUUGUUGACCAUCUGGGGUCGUACCGAGGGUUUCCUCCUCUUCGUCGCCGUUUACCUGCUUGGAUUGGUGAUUCUGGCUUGCUGCAACAACCCCAGCUCGUACGCUGCCGGAUACGUGCUGUACUGGGUCGGAUAUGAUGCUAUUUUCCUCAUUCUGGAUGUCUUCAUGGCGGAUACGUCGGGGCUGCGCAACCGUGCGUUUGCGUUUGGGUUCGCCAGUACGCCGUUCAUCUGUACUGCGUUUACGGGGCCGAUGGCGGCGCAGUCGUUUAUCAAGCAUGCGAACUGGCGAUGGGCGUAUGGCACUUUUGCAAUUGUGAUGCCGUUUGUGUUUGCUCCGUUGGCCAUCACGUUCAAAUUCUACCAGCGCAAGGCUGAGCGGAUGUACAUUUACGAACGGGGAUCGAGUGGCCGGACGCUCUGGGAGUCGCUCAUGUACUACAUCCACGAGUUUGACAUCAUCGGCGCUCUCCUCCUCAUCUCCGCGUUUGUCCUGCUUCUCCUCCCAUUCAGUCUGGCCUCUGAAGGCCGCGCCCAAUACAAAAGUGCCGCAUUCAUCUCGAUGAUCGUGAUCGGUUUCUGUCUCUUCUUCGUCUUCGCUGCAUGGGAGAAAUACGGCGCCCGCACACACUUUAUUCAAUACGAGCUCUUCCGACAGAGGACAGUGCUUGGAGCGUGCUGCCUGGCCGGAUGUCUGUUCUUCAGUUACUACGCGUGGGAAUUGUACUUUUACAACUUUCUCAUGGUGGUGUAUGGCCUGGACGUCAGCAUGGCCGGGUACAUGGGCCAGAUCUACAACGUGGGCUCGUGCAUGUGGUCUGCCGUGUUUGGUGUGAUUGUCUACAUCACCAAGCAGUUCAAGUAUACGUGUUUGUUCUUCGGGAUGCCUCUCAUCCUGCUGGGUGCCGGACUCAUGAUCCACUUCCGUGUGCCAGACGGCAACAUCGGAUACAUCGUCAUGUGUCAGAUUUUUAUUGCCUUUGCGGGCGGUACAAUGGUCAUCGGCGCCGACAUGGCCGUGAUGUCGGCUGCAGACCGCGAAGGCGUGCCCAUGAUGCUGUCCAUGAUCGGGCUGUUCUCGAGUCUGGGCGGCGCUAUUGGAUCGGCUGUUGCGGCGGCCAUCUUCACCAACACUUUCCCCUCUGCGCUGCAUAAUGCUCUGCCGGCGGGUGAUAAGUCGGACUACAUGCGGAUCUACCAGGGCGGGUAUAUCGCGCAGCUGGACUAUCCGGUGGGCAGCCCCAUCCGCACGGCCAUCAUGUCUGCGUACGGCACGUAUAUGAAGUACGGCUGUAUCUCGGCGGUGGCGGUGAUGUCGCUGGGGAUUCCGUGUAUAGCAGCGUGGCGGAACUACCGGGUGGACAAGAAGCAAAACAAGGGCGAGAUGAUGUAG
Aspergillus wentii DTO 134E9 is the source of this 1794-nucleotide messenger RNA. RefSeq lists its product as uncharacterized. The record is from RefSeq and is a predicted model, not a curated record. The coding region runs from base 1 to 1794 and encodes 597 amino acids. NCBI's taxonomy places the organism in Eukaryota, Fungi, Ascomycota, Eurotiomycetes, Eurotiales, Aspergillaceae. Gene Ontology annotation, biological process: transmembrane transport. The transcript is spliced from 3 exons. Gene Ontology annotation, molecular function: transmembrane transporter activity.